AUGCCAGUUAAAAAAGUUAACCUCGAAGUACACUCGCCGAUUACCAAGCUCCCACCCGAACUCUUUGCCGAAUUUUGCGCUUAUUUAUCGCCAAAUGAUUUAUUCAUACUUUCUAAAGUAUGUCGUAAAUUCUAUAGUUACUUAAGUGCACCUAAUUCCUUUACUACCCAGCAAAUAUGGAAGAUAUCUCGAUUAAAAUUUAUGACAUGUGAUUUGAUGCCUCCACCAAAUGGAAUGAGUGAAAAAUGUUAUGUUGAAUUAUUAAUAACGGAACGAGGUUGUCAAAUUUGUAAAAUUAAAAAGCAAUGCAAGAUUUAUUGGGAAUUUGGAGUUAGGUGUUGUUCAGGAUGUUUCUUUAAGAAAACCGUGAUAAUUGAGCCAUAUACAGCAUGGUUUAAGAGCAUCCUGAAUUAUCCACUAGAACUAAUUAAUAUUAUGCCAUUUAUUAAUGAAGAUGGUGACAAAUAUUAUUGGAAGGAACAAUUAGAUUUUGAACAUGAACAAUAUACGGUAUUUUCUCAUAAUCGUUCGAAUUUACAAUCUUGGUUAGAUGAUAAAAAAAUUACGUUUGAUUCUAUAAUGAAAUAUGCUAAAGAUAAACAAGAAUUGAAAGAAUUGAAAGAAUGGGUGAAUUCCCUUUCUUCUUUCUUUGAUUAUCAAGAUCAUGAUUUAAAUAUUUAUCAUGAUUAUCACUUUUCUCCUCCUGCUUACUAUGAUUUGUCUUUGUCAUUACCUUUAUCACCUUGGAUCUAUAAUGAUGAUGAGUUACUACAACCAAGAAGACGUCGUCUUCAAAAGGGAAUGCAGUGCCUCUCUAAGAAAUCCGUAUGCUUUAGUCGACUUACCACCAACUUUAUCCCGCCAGCUCUUUAUAACGCUGUCACUGUGGACGAGGGUAGUUGUUCAUAG
Funneliformis caledonium is the source of this 909-nucleotide messenger RNA. The record is from the annotation of a GenBank genome assembly. Lineage: Eukaryota; Fungi; Glomeromycota; Glomeromycetes; Glomerales; Glomeraceae.